Xiphias gladius (swordfish) is the source of this 2675-nucleotide messenger RNA. RefSeq names its product hyaluronan and proteoglycan link protein 3 (gene hapln3). The coding region runs from base 135 to 1253 and encodes 372 amino acids. Lineage: Eukaryota; Metazoa; Chordata; Actinopteri; Istiophoriformes; Xiphiidae. The record is from RefSeq and is a predicted model, not a curated record. The transcript has 6 exons. Gene Ontology annotation, biological process: cell adhesion. Gene Ontology annotation, molecular function: hyaluronic acid binding.
GAGGACAGCGGAGGAUGAGGAGGAGAUGAGCUGAGGACGCGCCGGUCGGACAAGUGCUUCUCCGUGUCACCGACCUUAUCAAGCACAGACAUAGAGGUGUGAUUUGGGGAAGAGCCUAACCUGAGCAUAGCGUCAUGCUCGAUCUACUGCGCCCCCUACUGGCCGUCUGCUCGUACCUGCUGCUGCUGCUGCCCGGCGGUCAGGGCAGGAUCCCCUUGUACAACAACGGCUUUCACUACCAGGACAUCGGCAACGGCGACGGCAACGGAGAGAUCUAUUUCAAUGGGGUUCGUCUCCACGUGGAAUCCCCGCAGCCUUCGGUGUCGGCCACCAGGGGGAGCAGCGUCACCCUUCCCUGUCACUACCGCUACGAGCCUGAACUCACCACACCGCGCAGGACCCGGGUCAAAUGGUCCUGGCUGCCUGCCAACACCAUCUCUGCACUCGCUUCCCCUGAAGCCUUCGCCGGGGAGACUGAGGUUAUGGUCGCCAUGGGCAACCGUCACCGCAGCUACGGCAACUUCCGGGGCCGUGUGCGCCUGAGACGCUCAGCGCCAGGGGACAUGUCUCUGGUGAUCGAUGAGCUGCAACUCAAUGAUACAGGAAGGUAUCGCUGUGAGGUGAUUGACGGCCUGGAGGACGAGAGUGUGACUGUGGAUCUGGAGCUGCGAGGCGUGGUGUUCCCCUACUACUCUCAGAAAGGACGCUACCAUUUUAACUACUUUGGGGCCCAGCAAGCGUGCCAGGAUCAGGACGCCGCUCUGGCUACGUUUGAGCAGCUCUUCGCAGCGUGGGAGGAGGGGCUAGACUGGUGUAAUGCCGGCUGGUUGGCUGACGGCACAGUGCAGUAUCCAAUCACAGCCCCACGUGACGGCUGCGGGGGCGUGAACUUAGCUCCUGGUUUGCGUAGCUACGGGCAACGACAUCGCCUCCUCCACAGCUUUGAUGCUUUCUGCUUCUCCGCCUCUGUCAAGGGGACUGUAUACUACUUACAGCACCCGGCCAAGCUCAACUUCACUGAGGCCGUCCAGGCUUGCGCCAGUGAUGGAAGUCAAAUUGCCAGAGUGGGCCAGCUGUACGGCGCCUGGAGGCUGAUGGGGUUGGACCACUGUGACGCUGGCUGGUUGGCCGACGGCAGCGUGCGUUAUCCUAUCGCAAAAGCGCGGGCUAACUGUGGCCCGCCUGAACCAGGGGUGCGUAGUUUUGGGUUCCCCUCACUGUACCUAAAGUUUGGUGUCUACUGUUAUCGGUAGAUGCUCGGACUCAACACGAGACAAUUAAACAAACCAUUCUAACAGCGCACUGGUUAAAAGCUCUGCUCGGGAGGUUAGCAUUAGCUGUUAGCCAGUUUGUUCUUUUCCGUGCUGUUUUGAAGUGAGACCAUUUGGGUUCAUCACUCUCCACCUCCAUAAGACUUUAACUCAUGUCUCAGUAUUGAAAUUUACUACUAGUCAACAACGUUUUUUGCACUCGUACUUAGACAUGUCCAUACUAUAUGGCCAGAAGUAUGUGGACACUGCAAAAUGACACCUGUAUGUAAGUGCCGAUCAUCUUAUUCCAAAACCAGAGGGCAUUCGUAUGCUGCUAUAACAGCCAUCACUCUUCUGGGAAGGCUCUCUACAAGAUUUUGGAACCUGGCUACAGGGAUUUGCUCACUUCAGCCGCAGAGGCAUUACUGAGGUCAGCCACUAAUGUUUGGUGAUAUUUCAGUUCAUCCCAAAGAGGUUGAGGUCAGGGCUCUGUGCAGGCCAGUUAAGUUCCUCCAGGAGAAAACUGGCAAAACCAUAACUUUAUGGACCUCGUUUUGUACAAAAGGGGCACUGUCAUGUUGAAACAAGAAAGGACUUUCCCCAAACUGUUGCCAUAAAGGUGGAAGCAGACCACUGUAUAAAAUAUAGGUAAAUGUUUUGUUGUAGCAUUAAGGUUACCCUUAAUUCAAUCUAAGGGGUCUCAUCCUGGCAGUGAAAAACACCCUCAGACAAAAAAAUACAUAGAAGUAAAUGGACAGGGAUGUCCACAUACUAUUGGCCAUAUAGUGUAUAGCAACCUAACCACAACAACAACCUGCAGAAACAAGAACAACCUGUUCUUGCUUUCAGUUAUUUUGGCUGCAAAAUACUCCUCACAGAUCAAAUCAAGCUAAUUUUGCUUUAAAUUUUUUUUGCAACUGUUUUGAAAUUUGUGACUUUAAUUCACAGAUGAUUCAUUUCACACUCGGGGAAGGUAUUCGGACUAAAAUAAAAAAAAUAAAAUAAAAAACCUCAUCAUAAUUAAAAUAAUUCACUGCUCUCCAACCACACGUCAGUCCUUCACCUACCCUGUAUUUAUUCAACAAGAACGUUUACAUUGUCUUCUCCAGCAGUGCCCUCCAGGACAUUGCAGUCAAACAGUAACAGGACAGACACACAGAACCUGUCAGAUCUUUCUCGUUGGUCCGUGACUGCUCACUCAAUAACUGUAGUUAACUUCCACCACGCCGCUCUUUCUGUCUUUGUAAAACUGUGAAAUAUACUGUUGAGUCUCUGUUCGUCUCCUGAAAGGUUUGCGUAUCCCACUUUAUAAAGUAUAAUGCAUCUCUUUUUCAUUUUUGUAAAGGUGAUUAAGAGUAGUACUCUGUUAUGGAGAAAUCAGAAGUUAUGAGUGAUUCUCUGUAUUGUUGUAAUAUUUAAACUACC